ACAAUAUUCGCCAUGUGCUCUAGCGAUACGCGCGUACGCAAGCUUCGUUAGACAUUGACAGAGAUUGCGAACACAUGACAGACAGUCAUAUACAUUGUUCUCGUGACGUGAAUGUGAUGUGUUUUUGAAUUAAAACCACAAUGUAAAUUAAUGCUGAUUGACUAUUGUGUUCGAUAUUGAGCAGUGAUAAAUCGAAUAAAAAUUAGGUGCCAAGGAAAAUUUUAUAAGGAAACUUUAUAAAGGUUUUUUAUUAUAAUAAAAAAAAUGGACGAAAUGAAUCAAGUGCAGGCGCAUAAUUUGCUAGGCCUGAAAACUCAGACACCAAAGAGGAAAGACAAUGCUCUAACACGAACAUUACGAUCAUGUUGCUUUAUACCACAGCGUUAUAUUCUGGGAGUGAUGGGUCUCCUUGGUGUAUGCAAUGCGUAUACAAUGAGAGUAUGUCUUAAUUUAGCAAUAACACAAAUGGUAAAUCGAACGAAGAAUGGAAUGGAACACUUUGACCCGAACGCCUGCCCUAAUGACGAGGAAAUUGGCGGAAAUGCAACAACUAUUCUUCGACCAUACGCAACAUUUGACUGGGAUGAGAAAACGCAAGGAUUAAUCCUGAGCGGGUUCUACUAUGGAUAUGCGGCUACUCAAGUACCUGGAGGUUAUUUGGCUGAAAAAUUCGGAGGCAAAUGGACCCUGGGAAUCGGUCUACUUAGCACUGCUCUCUUCACAUUCCUAACGCCAAUCGUCAUUAGAGCAGGGGGAGCUACUUGGCUCUUUAUUCUACGCGUUCUUCAAGGAAUGGGAGAGGGUCCAACGAUGCCAGCUCUCAUGAUAAUGUUGGCGAGAUGGGUACCACCACAUGAAAGGUCCUUCCAAGGCGCGUUAGUGUUUGGUGGAGCUCAAAUAGGAAAUAUUUUCGGGUCUUUUAUGUCUGGAGUUCUAUUAUCCGAUGGUAGAGACUGGGCGUACGUAUUUUAUUUCUUUGGUGGAUUCGGCCUUUUGUGGUUUACAUUGUGGAGUCUUCUGUGCUACAGUACACCAAAUACUCAUCCCUAUAUAUCGAAAAAGGAACUGAACUAUUUAAACAAAAAUGUCACGACUGCAGAAAAUAGUACAACAAAGGACCCUGUGCCUUGGAAAGGAAUAUUGAGAUCGGCUUCAGUAUGGGCGCUUGUGUUUGCCGCUGUUGGUCACGACUGGGGAUACUAUACAAUGGUGACAGAUUUACCGAAGUACUCCCACGAUGUUCUCAAAUUCAAUAUUGCAACAACGGGUACCCUCACCGCGCUACCUUAUAUAGCGAUGUGGGUAUCUUCUUUCCUCUUCGGGUUCGUUUGUGACCUUUGCAUCAAGAAAGGAUGGCAUACGAUUAAAACUGGAAGGAUCAUUCAUACUACUAUAGCCGCGACUGGACCCGCAAUUUGUAUUAUCUUAGCGUCCUACGCCGGAUGCGACCGAGUCGCUGCAAUGGUUUAUUUCAUUCUAUCUAUGGCUCUCAUGGGAGGAUUUUACAGUGGAAUGAAGGUGAACGCGUUGGAUCUUGCGCCGAAUUAUGCCGGUUCGCUCACAUCGCUCGUUAAUACAACAUCUACCUUCGCUGGAAUUGUGACACCGUACCUUAUUGGGUUAUUGACACCUGACUCAACUCUGGUACAAUGGCGUGUAGCAUUCUGGGUGUGCUUCGCGGUACUCGUGGGAACAAACGUGGUUUAUUGUAUCUGGGCAGACGGUGAACAACAAUGGUGGGAUGACGUCCGUAAAUUCGGCUAUCCACAGGGCUGGAAACAUGGACCCCUCAUACCUGACGAGCCUGAACAGCCUGAGUCCGUGAGAUUGUCUAGUAAAAAGGCUACCGAUGACGCGUUUUAGUCCUGAAGACUUAUAGUGCCACUGACAUAUCAUAGUUAUUUUAUUACCUAAUAUUUUAUAAGAACAACCAUCUAUAGAUGCUUUUAUUGUACAUUAUUGACUGAUAUCAUUUUUAUCUGAAGAUGAUAAAGUAUGAGAAAGAAGAAAUUCUUAACACUAGGUUUUUCAGAUUUUUGGUAGCAAAAAAAUUUAUCAAAUUGAUAUUGUCGAUGAUACCACCGAUGUUAUGAAUGAUGAAUAAAUUUUUUAAUUGUUAUAAUAUUGUUAAAUCAAUAAUACAUAUAAAAGCAGUACAAAUAGCAAUUAAGUUGAAUUAGUAUUUGCUAGUCAGGAUUUCAUUGAUAAUAAUAAAGUGUUAAAAUAUUCGACAUUUUUUUGACAACUCUAGCAGUUGAUAAUGUCACAUAGCUGUUAACGUUGAUCAAAAAUGUUUGCACGUAAACUGAUCUUCGUAUUGUUGUUUAAACUUUAUAAGUUUUUUAGCAUCACUUCACUAUAUUCGUGCAUUGUGCUUUUCAUUAAACAUUCCAAGAUAUUUAUGUCGUCUGAUUGGAAACAAAAUAUUGUAACUAUUUUAUUCGUAUCGAACUCAGUUUUGGUUUUAGACAAUGAUUAAUUUUUUUGGUCAAUUUGAAUUAUUACGUUUAAUGGCCUUUCGAAAACGCAAGUUUGGUUAGAUGCGCAAUGUAUGAUGAGUCUUAAAUACUCCUAGAGUACAAUGUAAAGAUACCAACUGGAAAAACAUGUACCUAUAUAGUGUUAAAAAAACAUUAUUGGAUUUAAAAAAAAUUGUAAUACUCGCUAAA
Molecule: messenger RNA, 2669 nt
Organism: Vanessa atalanta (red admiral)
Lineage: Eukaryota; Metazoa; Arthropoda; Insecta; Lepidoptera; Nymphalidae
Product: putative inorganic phosphate cotransporter
Exons: 10
Coding region: 265-1863 (532 amino acids)
Biological process (GO): monoatomic anion transport; transmembrane transport
Molecular function (GO): transmembrane transporter activity
Source: RefSeq, a predicted model, not a curated record